UUCAAAAAUUUCCUGUGAUUUUUAUAAUAAUAUUCGUAACUAUAAACAAUGUGUGCAAAUCAGUGAUCGAUUAUCUUUCGACCGAACUUUUUUUCGAAUUAAAAUCCAAGAUACGAUCCAGAUUAAUAAGCCGGCAAUCAUGAAGGAACACUUGAAGACACCGAGCUACGACAUGGAGUUGAGUGAACGCACGGCUUUGAGACAAAAAUUUGAAUCUAUUGACGACAUUCUACCUCAUGUGGGAAGUUUUGGAAAAUAUCAGAUGUAUUUAUUACUCGCAUUAUUUCCUUAUGGUCUCAUUUACUCAAAUUUAUAUUUUUCGACGUUUUUUUUGACACUUGUACCUCAAGAGUACUGGUGCUACGUACCAGAACUGCAGGAUUUGAAUCUCACCGCCGAACAACGAGUGCAGGCGGCAAUACCCGCUUCGGAAACAUUUCCCUACUAUGACAAGUGCAAUCACAAGGAUUUAAACUUUCGUGAACUGAUCAAGUAUAAUAUAGACAUAAAUUCGGCAGCAUGGCAAACAAAUAAAUCAGUUAAAUGUGAGAAAUGGGAGUAUAAUUUGACUCAAGUUCCUUACUUGUCAAUAAGCAGCGAGCUAGAUUGGGUAUGCGAUAAAGAAUACCUCAUAUCGAGUACACAAGCAAUUUUUUUCUGCGGCUCAAUACUUGGCUCCUUUCUAUUUGGAUGGGUUGCUGAUCAUAAAGGACGUGUACCGGCAUUAGUUAUCAGCUGUUUAGUAUCUGGCGUUGGUACUGUUGCUACUGCUUGGUCUAAUAAUUUUUGGACUUUUGCAUUGUGUCGUUUUAUUACUGGAUUAGCAUUUGAUAAUUGUAUUAAUAUACCUCUUAUUGUCGUUGUUGAAUAUAUGGCAAUAAAUAGACGGACAAUAGUAUUUAAUAUCGCGUUCGGAAUUUAUUUUGCACUCGGGAGUACUGCGCUGCCAUGGGUCGCGUAUUAUGUUGCUAACUGGAGACAUUUUGCGUAUAUCGUUUCUAUACCACUAAUUAUUGGAUUAUUCACACCGUGGAUUUUACCAGAAAGUGCACGAUGGUAUGCAUCUACUGAGCAGUGGGAUAAAGUAGUAGAGAAUUUAAAAAAUGUUGCCCGGGUGAAUGACAAGAAUCCAGAUCCCAGGAUUUAUGAGACCUUCAUUAGCAAUGCUGGUGAUAUUAAUAACCAUGUUGAGUCUGCGACAUUAUUCGACCUAUUUAAAACACCACGACUGGCUAGGACUACAAUCCUCUUAAUUACUUUUUGGACGUUUAUGAUUAUUUGUUUUGAUGGACAUAUCUACUCGUUAAGACUUUUACGUAGUUCAGUAUUUGUUUCAUUUACUCUGUCGUCAGCAACAGAACUACCAGCUGGUUUGCUUGUAACACUUAUUCUAGAUCGAUGGGGACGUAGAUUUUGUGGAUUUCUUACUCUCGGUGCUAUUGGAGCUUGCAGUUUUACUGAACUUUAUUUACCAUCAACUGAAGCUAAACUGAGUUCAUCAGUGGUGGCACGAUUUUCUGCAAACAUGGCUGCAAAUAUUGGUCUUCAAUACGCUACAGAAUUACUUCCAACACCUGUAAGAGCUCAAGGCGUUGCAUUAGUGCAUCUGUUUGGUAUUCUCGCUCACGCUGUAGCUCCUUAUAUAACUGAUCUCGCAUCAAUUUGGACUGGUUUACCAAUGAUGGUUGUUGGUAUACUAGCAUUAACAACAUCAUUGUUAGUAUUAUUUCUGCCAGAAACAGCUGGGCGGGAACUACCUCAAACAUUACAACAGGGCGAGGAAUUCAGUAAAGGUGAUCAUUUUUGGUCAUUUCCCUGUUGCAAUAAAAUCGAUGUCGAGCGGCAUAGAAAUGACAAUAGUAAUUGUACGAUAGAACGAUAAUCAUUUAUUAUAAUACAAUCAUUAAUACUAUUUAUCUACAUAUUUUUCUAGUGAAUCGAAUCUUCCAAAGAUUAUUAUUAUAAAUUAUAUUACACACUUUAUUCAUUAAUUACUCAAUAACCAUUAAAUUACUUCACUACUUGAAAAAAAAAUCAUAAACAUUACUCUAUCGAUUUUAUUAAUUGCUUAAUAAUAAUUACAGCGUUACGUUUAAUUAAAAUAUAACGAUAUACAAUGAUGUAUACUUUAAAUUCUUAGAGUAUAGUACAGUGAUAUGUUUUAAUAUUUUUAUUUUAUUUAUACAAAGUUUUUAAAUCGAUUCGAAUUUUAAAUAUCAAUUAAUUGCUCUUAGCAGCCUAUUUUAAUAAAAAACUAUUGACUGUUAAUUAAUAAUAAAAAUAAUAAUAAUAAUAAUAAUAAUAAUAAUAAUAAUAAUAAUAAUAAUAAUAAUA
Molecule: messenger RNA, 2334 nt
Organism: Microplitis demolitor
Lineage: Eukaryota; Metazoa; Arthropoda; Insecta; Hymenoptera; Braconidae
Product: solute carrier family 22 member 3
Exons: 10
Coding region: 140-1882 (580 amino acids)
Biological process (GO): transmembrane transport
Molecular function (GO): transmembrane transporter activity
Source: RefSeq, a predicted model, not a curated record